This is a messenger RNA of Pseudoliparis swirei, 2511 nucleotides long. It is a transcript of the gene rgs5a, whose product is annotated as regulator of G protein signaling 5a. The record is from RefSeq and is a predicted model, not a curated record. NCBI's taxonomy places the organism in Eukaryota, Metazoa, Chordata, Actinopteri, Perciformes, Liparidae. The transcript is spliced from 5 exons. Bases 54 to 605 code for a protein of 183 amino acids.
CUCACAGACGACUGAACUCACUCUUUAAAUACUGCAACUGAAAGCACGGGAAAAUGUGUAAAGGAUUAGCUGCGUUACCCCAGAGCUGCCUGGAUAGGGCCAAGGAGAUCAAGUCGAAAUUGGGCAUUUUACUGCAGAAGCCAGAAAAUGCCAUCGACCUCAUCAUCCCCUACCCCGAGAAGACCGAGAAGAAGCCGGAGAAGCAGCAGAAGCCUGCUCCAGAGGAGGCGGCUCAGUGGCGUGAGGGUCUGGACCGAGUGCUGAACAACAACUAUGGUCUGGCUGCUUUCCGUAGCUUCCUGCAGUCCGAGUUCAGUGACGAGAACGUUGAGUUCUGGAUGACCUGCGAGGACUUCAAGAAGACCAAGAACCCUGCCAAAAUGGCCACCAAGGCCAAGAAGAUCUAUGAAGACUUCAUCCAGUCUGAGGGACCCAGGGAGGUCAACAUUGAUCACUUCACCAAGGACGUGACCCUGAGAAACCUGGUGGAUCUCUCUUCUACCACCUUUGACCUGGCCCAGAAGAGGAUCUUCGCCCUGAUGGAGAAAGACUCCUUUGGUCGUUUCCUUCGGUCUGAGCAGUACCAGGAGCUGCUGGCCAACUAAGUCAGAGCAGAGUCUGAAGAGAUGGUGUGGCUGGGUGGGUGGGGUGGGAGGUUUAAAACAGCUUACUUAAUAUGGAAAUAACAAUAAACACUUUUAUUUGAUUAAUUACCUUUUUGUAAGUACAGCUCGAGAAAUAGAGGCUUUAAUUUUGACAAAAUAUCCAAAACAGGGUGAGAAAAUGAUACAUCCAAAGUAUACUUUGAAGAGUAAGACUGGCUUUUGAAAUAAGCCUCCCUCCCAACCAACACACAUGUCCCCAAACACACACAUGCACGUUCUUGAACUCCUGAACCAGUGAGGACCUUCUACUAACAACAUGUAUUCCCUCUCCUCUUAAAGAAGUGAGGGGCUCCCAUCAUAACCUCACAAGAAGUACAGACAUGACACGUGUACACACAGGGUCAAGAGACUCAUAAAAAAAACGGCAAUGUGUUUCAAUACAACAUGUUCAACUCAAUACUCAUAAAUGUAAAAAAAACAUUUGCAAUUUGUCAAAUUUCUUGACCACAAAAAGACGUACCUUUUUUAAAUAUACAGAUAUUUUAAAACAAUAAAAUCCUUUGAUGCAGAGAUCUUAUUCUGACAGCCUUAGAGAUAUUAGUUCAGUGCUUAAAAAGGAUAUGACUGUAACAGUUUCUGUCCAUGAGAGAAAAACAUUUUGGAACUCUGGCUGUUUUUAAUUAAUUCUCUUCUAGCAUCAAUGCACAAAUAAUGGUUACCACAGAACUCUCCUUUUGUCUCUUCAACUCUCGAACAUUCAUCUCAUUUUGGAUAUUCACCAAAGUCCCCUUUUGGUUGAGAUGAAUCCUGGGAGAAUCCCUGAGAAUAGCGCAGGCCCGUUCAGGCGUCGAGCUCCUUGGCUACCACCAAACUGCAGGUUGCUAAGAUGGGAAAAUCAAGUAGGAGGGAAUCUGGAAACGAGACAAGUGAACAGAACAGCGGUUUUAACCCAGAAAGCUCUUUUUCCCAUGUGAUGUUACCAAAGUGGUGUGUGAGCGUCACAAGACUAAAAAGGUCCAGAUCUGGGUUGAGUGCUUAUACACUAGUGAACACCUUGGGGACAGAUCUUGCAGUUUUGGAACAGAAAACAAUGCAAAUAAUGGAUAUUGAAAAUAAUGUUACGGUUGUCUUUGAGUUAGAAGCCAUCAAGCUCAAAUUUAAAGUCAAAAGGGAAAUCUAAGGAAAGAGCACUGCAACCAGACACAAAACAGUCGCAGUUGAUAAAUCUGACAUGUGCACUUCUCUUUUAUUGUUUGGGUAAACACUUAAAACCACAAGUUAUUAUUCACUACAUGCUGUUAGAACAUUGGUUCACCUGACUGGGCACAGAUGGAUGCGAUGGUGGAUGUGUUGUUGGUGUGCAAUGUUUGUCCCCGAAAUGUACACUCUACAUGAAUGUAGCAAUCAUUUAGUGUGAUUAUAUUUACUCUUUAAAGCUUUUAUAUAUAGAAAAAAGCAUAUGUACGAACCAACACAAUGAUAUUGUUAUCUAGAUAGUCAGCAUUGUAUACGUCCUUUUUGUUUCCUAUUACUCAACUAAUCCAAGGUGAAAAACAAAAGAAACAUCUUGAUCAGGAGUUGCAUGUCUUAUAACUUGUUACUAACAAAAGGGCAUUGGAACAAUCAACAUAUCUAAAUCAAAUCUGAGAGAGAUAUUCAAAUUUUAAACGGCAUUGGCAAUGGUCCGUUACGGCACAGAUUAGCCAGUCUGGUGUCAUAACCCUAAAUGUCCCACAGGUCAACAACCACCGAACAGAAACAUCCAUAAGGACGUAAACAGUGCUGAGCAUCAUUUGAUGUCGUUUUGCAUGUAACCUCUGGAGUCUAUCAUAUAAAUAUAUAUAUAUGCAUACAAUUCCUGAAGAUGUAUUUAUUUUUACCUGUAAAUAUCAACUAUUUACAACCA